Messenger RNA from Pollicipes pollicipes, 2546 nucleotides. RefSeq names its product sodium channel protein Nach. Gene Ontology annotation, biological process: sodium ion transmembrane transport. Lineage: Eukaryota; Metazoa; Arthropoda; Thecostraca; Pollicipedomorpha; Pollicipedidae. The record is from RefSeq and is a predicted model, not a curated record. Gene Ontology annotation, molecular function: ligand-gated sodium channel activity. Gene Ontology annotation, cellular component: plasma membrane. The transcript is spliced from 14 exons. The coding region runs from base 1 to 1668 and encodes 555 amino acids.
AUGGACGGCGAGAAGACCAAAGCCCUCGGCGACUCGAUCAAGAUCUUCGUGAGCCGGUCCUCCGAUGGCGGCUGCGGGGACCACGGCUGGACCCGGCCCAUCUCGGUGCCCCUGCGAUCUGGGCGGCUCAGGUCACGCAAGGGCUGCUGCUCGUCGUUCCGCCACCAGUCCGAGAGGUACUGCGAGGAGACGUCCCUACACGGCAUCAAGUACGCCUGCCGCGAGGACGGCAUCAAGAAAUGCUACUGGGUAAUCAUUUUACUAGGCAUGAUGGCUGCGGCCGCCUACUGCAUUCACGGAGUGGUGCAUAACUACAUCACCACCCCGACUCUUGUAAGCAUUGAAUCAACGGACUAUCCCAUACACAAGAUCCUCUUCCCGGCACUCACCAUCUGCAACCUCAACAAAGUGAACAACAAGAACGUCCCACCGAAGCAAGUGGACGUGUUCGGACGGACGGUGUACACCAACGAGAGCGAGUGGCUGCAGCGGGUCCAGAGCGUGCUGUCGAUGGUGUACGCCGAGGAGCCGUGCCCCGACGGAGACUGCGCUGGGGUGACUGUGGACACCACGCAGCAGCUCUCCACCGAGGAAGUCAAGAAGAUCAUGCGACUGACAUCGCCGUCUUGUGAAGAGAUGAUCUUCACAUGCUCAUGGAGGGGCAAUAAGGUUCCCUGCUCAAGCAUUUUCAAAACGCAUCACACGGACUUUGGAUACUGUUGCCUUUUCAACUCAAACUACGAAGACUCAAAAACCUCUGAGAAGCUGUACACCGGCCCUGGCGACAAGAACGGCCUGACUGUCAUGCUCGAUGCCAAACGAUAUGAGUACUAUCAAUCCCAGUUCUUAUCCGUUGGAUUCAAGGUGCUGGUGCACGGGAUGCAUGACGAGCCGGAGGUGCGACAGAGAGGCCUGGCCAUCCAGCCCGGCAGGGAGAUCUUCGUGGCCGUCGGCGCUGAGGAGACGUACACCACGCAGCGGGCGGAAGACGGCUUCAAGCCGGAACAGAGGAACUGUUUCAAGGAGCACGAGGUCAGCCUGAAGUUCAGCGACACGUCCGUGUACACUCUGGCCAACUGCCUGCUCAGUCACGAGGCCGAGGCCCUCUUCGAAAAAUGCGGAUGCGUUGCGUACUACAUGCCAGGGAACGGCGAGGUCUGCCACGAGAAGGACCUCUCCUGCCUGCGGGGCUUCCUCCAUAAGCUCUCACAGGACUUCGACAUGUCGGCGCAUUUCUGGGACGACUGUCUGCCGGCCUGUGACGAGACCAAGUACUCGACCGAACUGUCAACCUUCAGAGUUCCCCAGUCGGAUGCUGAUCAGCAACAGCGCAUUCCAGCACAUCUUCCAGACCAUCAUGACGAGGAUCUGUAUCGCUGUCCAGGCGCACAGGCACAACAGAUGGGAGGCUCAGAUGGCGGACGACUGCCUCCUGGUGAUGGCGGGCAGGUACCAGGAGCUGGUGGCGAACCAGACAAAUGCCGACCGCUACUACACGCUGGCGGUCGAGUACGCCAGACAAAACAUGGCGAAGCUGCACUUCUACUUCAAGACCAACUCGGGCACACGUUACAAACGGGACGUUUUGUACACCAACGACCAGUUCAUUGCGAACAUGGGAGGACUCCUGGGGCUGUUCAUGGGCUUCUCCAUCGUCUCCGUCUUUGAAAUAUUCUACUUCUUCGUUAUGAACUUCAUAUCCUCAGUCAAAUGCGGCGAAGAUGUGUCACCCAUAAUCCCAAUACCGCGAGUGGACUAACACGACACACAUAUUACGGCUGGUGGUGUAUGUCGCGAUAAGCUUUAUGUGGUCUCAUGUUCCUUUAGACACGUUGCACCGAAUGAUCAUUUUCACCGUCCGGGUACGUUCUUUCGAAGCCUGAACGAAGCGCAUAGUUUUUACCAUUUCUUCCGAGAAUGAAUAUACUGCUUGUUUAGACAGAAUGUGGAUGGCUGCCUCCCGCGUCAUGUACCAUUUGCCUUAAGAUUACACGCGUCUAGGGCUUUCUGUGAAAAUACGCCGGGUAAUUGGCUCGGACGUCGGUCCUGAGAAGACGUCCGGUAUUCCAUGUGCCAUUCGCGAUAACCUACCGUGUCUGUUUGUACGGCACCUGAACAAUGCCGUCUAUUCUGUCUCAAAUGCUUUUAGCGUAAAACAGCACAUCACCAGCAGCACAGUGCACAUGUGGUUAUACGACGUCUUCUGUCAGUCUUUUUAAAACUCGACCAGGAUCAACGCUAUCAACCAAAUGUUCUGACUGAAAUCCCGGUCAUUACCAGCACGUGCUCGACUGAAGCUAAUCAUACGCUUGGAAUUUGAUCGCUACUCGUUCACUGCUGACCGAUCAACGUGCCGGACAACGACUUUCCAAGAGCGCUUUUGACCAGACCCGAUGGAGUUCUCAAACCGUGACCCGAGAUGUUUCGCCGUAGCAUCAUCCCCACGUAAAACGCUGGCUCACUGUUGAUAGCCGGCCUCAGUACAGGACACCGCGGCAUACAAGGAAAUUGUAAGCGAAUGUUGUGUAGUUAUCACCAAAUACAAU